GACGGAACUAAAAUUUUAGACAGCAUUCGUGGCUUCCUUUCCUCUUUGGAUAUUUCUCUCUCUCUUUGGAGUUGGUGAUAAAGCAUUGGUAAAACUUUCAUCAUGCGUUCCCAAAUUGCUGCUAUUCUUUUGGUUGCUGUUUUCAGCUGCGAAGCUACCUUCCUUCCCGGAGGUUACGGUUUAGGUGGAACUAGCUACGGAGCUUUAGGAUUAGGUUACCCUGCAGGUAUUGCUAACGCUUAUGCUCCCCCGGCAUACAAUCCAGCGCCUGCAACAGUGAAAGUUACUUAUGUUGUUCCAUCAGAUCUUGGUAACUAUAUGGUCGUGAACGAUAUCGCCGGUGCCCCCGUAGCUAGCUAUGCAGUGGUUGACCCAAGCGUUGGACUUAAAGACACUGUUGCCCGCUAUGUAGCUCCAGUGAAAACUACUGGAAACAUUGCCUAUGUUGUCAAGAAAUGAAAAAACGAUGAAGUUAUCCUCUGAAAUCUGCCUUGAAGACUGCCAUUUACGAUUCUUGAAUAUCUUUCCGGAAAACUACCUCAAGAUCUGAUCUUAGACGCUUGAAUCUUCUGGGAAGAAUUCAUGAAUUUUUAUAAGAUGUUUUUAAAUUUUCUUAUUUUCUGUUGUACAAGUUCAUAAAUAAAAUAUUUU
Messenger RNA from Argiope bruennichi, 651 nucleotides. RefSeq lists its product as uncharacterized. The record is from RefSeq and is a predicted model, not a curated record. The coding region runs from base 103 to 459 and encodes 118 amino acids. NCBI's taxonomy places the organism in Eukaryota, Metazoa, Arthropoda, Arachnida, Araneae, Araneidae. The transcript is spliced from 3 exons.